AUGUUGCCUAAUGAAAUAAACACAUUAGGGAGAGGUGGCACUAGGCCAAGCGGCCGAAUCAUGGUUCCUUUUUUCGAUGAAAGCAGUGCUAACUUCUGUUUUCCCUUUCCAUGUGACAAACCAAAGACUCCAAAGCCACAAAAAUCACCAGGCAAAGAAAUCAAUGACAAAAACAAAAAAGCCAAUACCUCGAAGUUUAGUGGUCGAGAGAUUGUAAGCGAAAAAAUAACUCAAAUGAGCUGUAAUAUAAAAUCAAAUAAUUGGGGAAAGAAGCAAAGUGGUAAAAAAAGCAAUCUGAAGGAACUGAGUGAUGAACUGAGAGUUAGGGGAAAUAGCCUAAAUGGUAGUACUAGCCGCGGUUCCCAGGACGAUUUAUUCUCUGACUCGUUGUCAUUCAAUAGCGAUUCGAGAUGUCCCAGAUUUUCUGAUGUCUUAGGACAUGGUCCCGAAGGUGAUUUCAGACUUCCUAACCGUACCUAUUCGUCACUUAGUUCGGAUCAUGAACCGCAGUACAGCUUUGCUAGUGCACUCAUUAAAAGUAGUAACAUAAACGAAAAUUUACGAAAACUGUCCGUAUCAUCUGAAGGGAAGAGUGUGGUAUCUAUCUGUGACAGGAGAUCAAAAGAGCUCAAGUUAUUGCUGAAGCAGAUGGGUAUACUAUCACCUGACGACACAGAAUCAAAGCUAAAAGAUAACCGUGUUAAAGAAAAAAUUGACACAAACGCUGAAAAACGCUAUGUUUUCCCAAAAUACAUGUCAUCUCCGGAUCCAUCAAGCAUCCCUGUACCGGGUUUGCCUUAA
Messenger RNA from Theileria equi strain WA, 801 nucleotides. RefSeq lists its product as hypothetical. Bases 1 to 801 code for a protein of 266 amino acids. The transcript has a single exon. The record is from RefSeq and is a predicted model, not a curated record. NCBI's taxonomy places the organism in Eukaryota, Apicomplexa, Aconoidasida, Piroplasmida, Theileriidae.